Branchiostoma belcheri (Belcher's lancelet) is the source of this 6627-nucleotide messenger RNA. RefSeq names its product oxysterol-binding protein 1-like. The coding region runs from base 216 to 2543 and encodes 775 amino acids. The transcript is spliced from 16 exons. Gene Ontology annotation, molecular function: sterol binding. Lineage: Eukaryota; Metazoa; Chordata; Leptocardii; Amphioxiformes; Branchiostomatidae. Gene Ontology annotation, cellular component: membrane; intracellular membrane-bounded organelle; cytosol. The record is from RefSeq and is a predicted model, not a curated record.
GGUAAUUCAUGGGGAAUGGAUCAGAGGUUUUGCAUAGGAUGGAAUUGUAGGGACUCAGGAAGAGACAGAAAAGGACAGAUGUGCAGUAGAACUGGAAUAGACUGGAAAACUGCAGUCGAUGUGGGACUGACCCCUGAUACCCAGAAGAAGUAGUGGUUGUGGCUGUGUAGCAGGUCUGGUACUGACUGGUGUACAGCGUGGUAGGAGGAGGUGGGAUGUGGACAGUACGAGCAUGUCGGUGUCAUGGCGGCAGCGGGGUGAAGCGGCGGAUCAUGGCGUGCACGGCGUUCCUGACGUGCUGGUGUGGCGAGCGUUAUAACGACGACAGGUCGGAGAGGAGCGGCCGUUCCCAGGCCACGUGUGGGUCGUCAUGUGCCUAUGAAGAAGAAUACUGUCUGGCCAAUAUAGAGGAACUGCCCACACCUAAAAAGGAUUUAAGGGACUGUCCAUUACAGAAGGAGGGGGUGGUGUGUCGCCAUCGUGCCCUAUCAUCUCCAUACCCAGACGAUGAUGAGGACGGACAGUCGCACACCUCUCCCGACAAAAACGAGAUCCAGAACACGCUGCGUAUCCUGUCUGCCAAGCUGGAGGACCUCAACACCUGCAACGACUUGAUAGCGAAACACGGCGCAGCAUUGCAGCGGUCGCUGAGCGAGCUGGAGAUGCUGGAUAAAGAAAACAGCACGGACGUCCAGAGUAAAGUUAAAGCAGUCAACGAGAGAGCAACCCUCUUCAGGAUAACCUCCAAUGCUAUGAUCAAUGCCUGUGCUGAUUACCUAGACCUGGCCCAGACACAGGGCCGCAAGUGGCAGAAAACUUUACAGUACGAGCGUGAGCAGAGGUUACGGCUAGAGGAAACUGUGGAAACACUGGCCCGUCAACACAACAGUCUGGAGCAGCAGGUCCGAGCACAGGCCUCUCAGGGCAGUCUCAAGACUGCUCCCAAUGAUAAAGCCGCUGCAGAUGGGAAGCCUGAGUCCACGGCCGGGAGCGAUGACGAGGAUGGCGAGUUCUUCGACGCGAUUGACGAGACUCCAGACAGCGAGUUUAGGACAAUCACAAUUCCAGACUCCCACCUUACACACAGACGGACGCCGAGUGGAGUCAGUGCAGCCAGCAUGGCCAGCGAGGCAAGUGAAGGUGCAGGGAAAGACUUUGUGUACAUCAGCAGUUCUGACGAGGAGGCGACUGACAAGCCGGAGGAAUUUGGGGUCAAGGCCAAGAAGAAAUUAGAGCGGACAGCCUCCCAACACUCUGUAGAUAGUACUUCUUCUAGUGGUGGCCCCAGGACCCCCCAGACCCCCAGCAAAGUUCCCAAGGAGCCCCGCAGGAGAAGAAGAACAAGAAUCCCCGAGAAACCCAACAUCAGCCUGAACCUGUGGAGCAUCAUGAAGAACUGCAUCGGCAAGGAGCUUUCCAAGAUCCCCAUGCCGGUGAAUUUUAAUGAACCCAUAUCCAUGCUUCAAAGGCUGACAGAAGAUUUUGAGUACUCAGAUAUCCUGAACAAGGCCGCUCAGCUGGAGUCGUCCACAGAGCAGUUAGCGUACGUGGCCGCCUUCACGGCAUCAGCGUAUUCUACAACAACCCAGCGUACAGGCAAGCCCUUCAACCCACUACUGGGGGAGACGUACGAGUUAGAUCUCACCGAGGAGUUUGGGUGGAGAGCUAUCACAGAACAGGUGAGCCAUCACCCCCCUGCAGCAGCUGCGUAUGUGGACAGUAAGCAUGGCUGGGAGUCCUGGCAGGAGUUCACCAUGACCUCCAAGUUCCGUGGGAAGUACCUCAACAUCAUUCCACAGGGAAUAGCUCACCUGAAGUUCACAGCCACAGGAAACCACUACACCUGGAGGAAGGUCACGUCCAUCGUGCAUAACAUCAUCGUCGGCAAACUGUGGAUUGACCAGAGUGGAGAGAUGGACAUUGUGAACCACAAGACAGGAGACAAGUGUCAUCUGGUCUACACACCAUACAGCUACUUCUCCAGGGAAACUCCCAGGAAGGUGACAGGUGUGGUGACAGACAAGGAUGGACAGGCUCACUACGUCCUGUCAGGCACCUGGGACAAGAAGAUAGAGUACGCCAAGAUAGUCAAGGACCAGACUGGCGGCAACGGGCGGGGCAAGUCUGUGUACCAAACAACAGCACCUAAAGUUAUCUGGAUCAGAAGUAACCCUCCCCCCUGGAACACAACCAUGUACAACUUCACAGAGAUGGCCAUGUUCCUGAAUGAACCAGAGGACCAGGUGGCUCCUACAGACAGUAGGAACAGACCUGACCAGAGAGCCAUGGAGAAUGGGCACUGGAACGAGGCCAACACCCUGAAGGUUCAGCUAGAGGAAAAACAACGAGCCAAGAGGAAACAGCGAGAGGCUGAGGCAGCACAGGCAGCAGGAGAAGGCAAGCCCUACGAGGGUCACAAACCAGUGUGGUUCGAGAAGAAACUGGAUCCACAGACCAAAAACUUCAUCCACAUGUACAAAGGCAAUUACUGGGACUGCAAGACAAAGGGGGAAUUCUCACAGUGUCCUGACAUCUACCUGUAGUCCACAUACAUGUACACAUGCAAAUAACCAAGUCAACAAGACCCAGUGUGCAGUAUGAAACAAAACUCUCAUAAAUGUCACAAGCAGUUAGCUUUACACUAGGGCUGCGUACCUAAUCGUAACAUCAUGAUUGUACUGAGGUUUAGGCAUAGGUAACUAAACAAUUUGACAAAUUCACAUAAUUAUGUUCUUCUGAACUUCCUCAAUAACAGUAGAAACCGUUAUAAACUUCAUUAAAUCAUUAUUCAAAUAAAACAGGACAGAACUAGGCAACCUUUAUGUCUUAUUCAAACAUAACAGAACCGUGUGGAUAGUUUCUUGUUAAAUUCCUAUAGUGUCCCACAAUACUCUUACUGUCCUGAAAGAUCUAUUUGUUAUGCUCCCUCCUGGUGUCACUUUGUUGCAUGAGGCCACUAGGGUAGUGUAAAUUGAUAUUGGUAUGUACCGGUACUUUGCGAUUUGGUAUUUUGGACCUGUACCUAAUUUUCCCAGUACAGAACUGGUACGCAGCCCUACUUUACGUCAUGACUAUGUAUGUUUUCUCCACCUGGCAGUAACUUGGUACACAGUCCACCCCGGAGUGUACCUAUGCAGCAAAGGGUUGAAAGAACUGUUACCUGUAGUACAUGAUAUGGGUGUUGUGUAGAAGUGGAAUGUGGAUCCUGGUCAGCAGAAUAGUAUGUUGAACUAAUGUUUUUAUCUUUACAGGCAAUGUUUGUCAAGAGAGAAUAUACGUCUAGUAAGAUAAGUGAUAGUUUAGUCAAGUUGGAAUAGGUAGAAACAUGAUAAUAUUAUCUACUAUGUGGAUGAAAAAAAUCCUUACAACCAAACUUUAUCAGGUGUAGGUAGCAAACCAAGUGCUGGCUUGUAGUUUCAAGCUACUUUUCAUACACAAACAAGCCCAAGGAUAUCAGACACAACUGCUGUUCUGAUAGAAGGGCUUGAUGUGUGAAUACAGGUUUAUUCAAAUCAGAUUGAGCCUGUCAAUAAUAGAUUCUGACAAUAGCAGCACUUCGCUAGCUGGACCAAUCAACGGCAGUCUUUUAGAGUCACACCAUCAUGGCUCGGCCAAUGGGAGAAGGCUGUAUCAGAUGAUUGACACUAAUGUAGCUGUGUAAUAUACAUGUACUAUCAUCUGACAACCAGUAAGAAAUAGCCUGACUUUGCUAGGAAUUCUAGUUGGGAAAUAUAAGGGUUGUAAAGUUAUACACAUUGAAAAAUCCAUGUUUUGUAAAAAAAAGUAUUGAAAUGCAGCAAGAAUUUCAAUGUUUCCCUAAUUGUUGAAAAAAAGUGCAGGUGAAGCCAUAUAGCAUGUAAGAUUUGCCUUGCUUUGUCAGGAUAGUUUUUUUUUCUUACAUGCAUUACCAUUAAAGAGAGCAGAGCUCUCCAUGUUACUAGGGUACAUGUAAUGCUUGUUCUUUCAGGUAUCCUUACUGGUGGAUACUGUAUUAUUUUGUAGCAUUCAGAUGUGUAUAGAAAUGUUCUGAUAAAUGAAAGAGAUCCAGUUUGUUAGUUUUACUGACCAAAUGUGCUAUCACAGUGCUAAACUAUCCACAGAUAACAGAGCUCGCAUGAGGCUUUGCUGCAUGUAUGCAAAAAUUAUGAUUUUGUUCCAUUUACUUAUGAUUUACAUAUGUGCAGGAAGAGUACAUCUGCAUGGUGGCCCCUUCCCUAACUGUGCAAUUGAGGAUAAGAUAGAUUCCAGUGAAGUUUUCCAGUACUGAGUAGUAUGCUGGAAUAUGUUGACAUUAUGUGCAUGUUUGGUCCUUACACUAUUUCUUAUGCUGUUCCCAAGACAUACAUGUAGUGCCUAAACCAUGAGAAGAUUUGUAUAUUAUGUACUAAGAAAUCAUGUACAAUCUGACGAUGGUGUACAAAUAUGUAGUUGGUUCUACGAUGCCUUGUUGUGGGGGGUGUCACUAGGGUUUUGUGGAAAUGGUUGUCAAUUUCUAUAAUUCUGUUCAUUGAUCACUUAGUAACUCUUACUUUGUAGUUCAGGUGAGAUUGUACAGUUUACCCCGACCACUGUCAUGUAGGGUGGUAUAGGCAAUUAUUUUCCUUAGAUUUGGCUGUUUGUGUGCUGGUCUGCAUGGAGAAAAUGAUAGCAGUCUUCCAAUGAUAGAGUUGUUACCAAAGUUAGGAAGGAUAGAGCAGGCAUGUUACAAUGUUCAAGUUGAUGUUGCCAGUCCCAUUCUGUGUUGACUUGUGCAUGUAGGUAGACUCUACCUACAGAUGUUCAACGUACAUGACUGUAUAUAGAUAUUAAUGUACAUGGAUGAGCUAGACUUCAGGGGGGUGUUAAAGGGGUUUAUGGAAAACCUAAUUUGAUGUUAACAUGAAUGUGAGACAAGCUGCAGCUAUAGACAUUGCCACUGUCCUGUCAAAUCUGACAGUAACACCCCAAAGUACAGGGGAUGGGCUCGAGUGACCCACCAACUCCCUUACAUGUGUUAUACAAAAUGGAUCUCUACUGAAUAACCCUGCCUACACACGGUUUGUAAGCUCUUGGAUAAUUUUAAAGCUGUGGAGUUCACAAAUUAUUUUCCCCCUCCCAAAUGACCAGUAUGUACACAUCUAAUGUAAGAGCUAAAGUGAAAAGAUGUUGUACCUCCUUGCAGUGUUACUUCAGCCAUAUUGGUUGUUAUUUCUUCUGGCAGUAUUUUGAUGUGAUGGUCACCAUGGCUGAGUGCCCCCCUCCCCACACAAACAGAGUUCAAUAUAGAAAGCCCUUCAUCAAUAAAAGUAAUGAAUCUAAUGAUUCUUCCUCACUACUGUAGGUUGAUAAGUCAACAGAUAUUACCAUGCCAUGCUCAUAUUGGUGCUGACAAAAUUCAUGCAUUCACUGUUUUCACACUCGCCAUAAUGCACUACGUCUGUCUCCCUUAUAACCUCCUUGGUCUGUCUUAUAGCAGUGCAAUUUUACAAGUUUUCUUAUUGUGCGAAACCACAAAAUGUGAUCUGUCCAAAAUUGGUCCAUUCUUCAUGUACAUUUGUAGACUAGUUGCCCAGGAAAACAUGGCAACAUACAUUUAAAUAUUCUAUGAAGGGAAUGUGAAUUAAAACAUUUGAAUCAGUUGACAUAAAGCUUGUUUUCCUGUCUUUCUGUGGUGCCUUUCUGCUCUGCAAGCUUCACAAUUCUCUAUGGAGUAUCUUAGUAAAUGUUUUACCUUUUCCUCCAGUUUCCCUUGGAAGGGAUCAAGAAUUUUCACCAUCAUAGUUACCAUGUCUAAAAGAUACAAUGUAUAGUGAACAGUGAAUUUUCUAGUAGGAACUACAUGUAUGACUUGCUACAAGUCUGAUCUAGAGAUAAAUAGCAAAAAAUUCUUACAUGUCUACUGAACAGACAUUGCCAUGUUCAUACUGAGCAAAGAUGUUAAAUAUUUAUUAAGUGUAUGUACCUCUGUACUAUUCUAUGAAUUUUCUAUUAACAAAAGCUACCUGUCAUCAGUAAUGUACAAUGUAAAUAUCUUCAGCAACAACCUCUCAGGAUCUGUCAGAGCUAUCAGUUCUCAAGACCAGAUCUUUCCUAACUUCUGUCCUCAAACUCAAAUCCUGUCUAACUCCCAGAUACUUAACAACUCAGCAUCUUCUCAAGAUUCAUCCUACUCAAGGUUUUGACUGGUUUCCAGUCACUGAAAAAAAAACAUUUAAAAUUGCACUGCCACAAGAUGACGGGGUCCCGGACAGUAUAUUGUGGGUAGCAUGAAAACAGUGAAUGUUGUGGGGUCCACUGCAUGCUGCAUUUAGCACAAUGUAUUUUUUACCAAAAUGAUCUUGAUUACCGUUUGUGAAUUUUAAGUGUUGAACCUUUUCCCCUGAUUGGUGCUUUCUCUGGGGUAUAAUCCACCCUAUAUUGUAAAAUGGUAUCUCCCAUUGCUUUCUUCUGGAACACAGUAUUUACAAACAUAGGGGUGCGGUGGCUCCAGAGGAGCUCUGCAUGGGUUUGGAGGUGUGGACACUUCUAAUCUGUGCAAUAUGGAUUUAGACAAAUGGAGAAUGUACAGAGGUCAGAUGUUCAUUCCCUUGUUACGUACGUACAAGUAGUGGAGAUGCUUGGGGAAAACAUUAAAGAAUUUAAAUUGUA